GGAACUGGAAAAUGCUUGUGACCUGAGGGGCUCCCGCGUUGCCUUUAGCUGGAAAUGAGCAGAGCUAUUCCUGCAGAAAACCCUGCCAAGACGAUUUCACUUACAAGCAGAAGAGGGUAUAUGAAGAUUCACAGCCUGCAAAUGAGAAGAGCAUCCGGCACAGGAACUGGGAGGCUGCGAGCCACGCUCCUGCUCUGCCCGGUGCAGGAACCCCCGCGGCCACCUCUCGUCACACCUCGUCCCCCUGCGGUCCUCCUGCGGCCACUGCCAGCGCAGCGUGGAGAUGGGGGGCCGGAGAGGUCUCGGUGGCCGUGGACCGGGGCUGGCCCCUCCGGGGGUGCCCUUCUGCACCUCCCCGGGGGCUUGGCCAAGCCCUGCUCGUUGCGGUGGGCUCCUGCAACAGGGCACCGCCGCGGGACAGCGCUUUGCUGGGAGGACGGGGGCUCUUGGCUCUCGUGGCGUCUGCUACCUGGGCAUUGCUGCCAUCACAUGGGGCAUGGUGACACAGGUGGAGGCCUGGACGUACAGCUACAGCGACCAAGGGAUCUACUCAUGGGAGCAGGCCAGGAACUACUGCCGGACCUUCUUCACUGACCUGGUGGCCAUCCAGAACAAGGAGGAGAUCGGGUACCUGAACGCCACCCUGCCCUUCCACAAGCAGUACUACUGGAUCGGCAUCCGCAAGCAGAACAGCGUCUGGACCUGGGUGGGCACCAACAAGGCGCUGACAAAGGAGGCGGAGAACUGGGCGAAGGGGGAGCCCAACAACCGCCGCUCCAACCAGGACUGCGUGGAGAUCUACAUCAAGCGGCAGCAGGAGGCGGGCAAGUGGAACGACGAGCCCUGCAACAAGAGGAAGACGGCGCUGUGCUACAAAGCCUCCUGCCAGGCCUCCACCUGCCGCCCGCACGGCGAGUGCGUGGAGGUCAUCAAGAGUUACAGGUGCGAGUGCCACCCCGGCUUCGAAGGGGACGAAUGCGGUACCGCUGUGCAGUGCCCCACGCUCAACCCCAAAGGAGCACGCAUGACCUGCAGCCAUCCCUUCGGAGACUUCCGCUACAACUCCACCUGCGACUUCGUGUGCCCAGAGGGGUUUGAGCGGCGAGGUGCGGGCACGCUGCAGUGCCUGGCUUCACGGCAGUGGUCAGCGGAGACCCCCACGUGUGCAGCCGUCACCUGCCCCGAGCUGGCGGCUCCCAGAAGCGGCCAGGUCAAUUGCUCCCACCCACAUGGAGCCUCCGCCUUCAGCUCCACGUGUGACUUCUCCUGCCAGGAGGGCUUCGAGGUGACGGGACCGGAGAGACUGUGGUGCACGGCUGGGGGGGCCUGGUCGGGGGCACCCCCACACUGCAAAGCCAUCACCUGCCCGGUGCUCAGGGCUCCAGAGCAUGGAGAGAUGAACUGCUCCCAUCUUCAUGAGAACUUCAGCUUCAGUUCCACGUGUGCCUUCUCCUGCCAGCCAGGGUUUGAGCUCAUAGGGCCAGAAAGCCGUGAGUGCACAGCCAUGGGGACCUGGUCCGAGGAACCUCCACAAUGCAAAGCCAUCACCUGCCCGGUGCUCAGGGCUCCAGAGCACGGAGAGAUGAACUGCUCCCACCUUCACAAGAACUUCAGCUUCAGUUCCACGUGUGCCUUCUCCUGCCAGCAGGGGUUUGAGCUUAUAGGGCCAGAAAGCAGUGAAUGCACAGCCAUGGGGACCUGGUCUGGGGACACCCCACAGUGUAAAGCCAUCACCUGCCCAGUGCUCAGGGCUCCAGAGCACGGAGAGAUGAACUGCUCCCACCUUCAUGAGAACUUCAGCUUCAGUUGCACGUGUGCCUUCUCCUGCCAGCCAGGGUUUGAGCUUAUAGGGCCAGAGAGCCGUGAAUGCACAGCCAUGGGGACCUGGUCUGGGGACACCCCACAAUGCAAAGCCAUCACCUGCCCAGUGCUCAGGGCUCCAGAGCAUGGAGAGAUGAACUGCUCCCACCUUCAUGAGAACUUCAGCUUCAGUUCCACGUGUGCCUUCUCCUGCCAGCAAGGGUUUGAGCUCAUAGGGCCAGAAAGCCGUGAGUGCACAGCCAUGGGGACCUGGUCUGGGGACACCCCACAAUGCAAAGCCAUCACCUGCCCGGUGCUCAGGGCUCCAGAGCACGGAGAGAUGAACUGCUCCCACCUUCAUGAGAGCUUCAGCUUCAGUUCCACGUGUGCCUUCUCCUGCCAGCCAGGGUUUGAGCUCACAGGGCCAGAAAGCAGUGAAUGCACAGCCAUGGGGACCUGGUCUGGGGACACCCCACAGUGUAAAGCCAUCACCUGCCCGGUGCUCAGGGCUCCAGAGCACGGAGAGAUGAACUGCUCCCACCUUCAUGAGAACUUCAGCUUCAGUUCCACGUGUGCCUUCUCCUGCCAGCAGGGGUUUGAGCUCACAGGGCCAGAAACCAGUGAAUGCACAGCCAUGGGGACCUGGUCUGGGGACACCCCACAGUGCAAAGCCAUCACCUGCCCGGUGCUCAGGGCUCCAGAGCACGGAGAGAUGAACUGCUCCCACCUUCAUGGGAGCUUCACCUUCACCUCCACGUGUGCCUUCUCCUGCCAGCCAGGGUUUGAGCUUAUAGGGCCAGAGAGCCGUGAGUGCACAGCCAUGGGGACCUGGUCCGGAGACACCCCACAGUGUAAAGCCAUCACCUGCCCAAUGCUCAGGGCUCCAGAGCAUGGAAAGAUGAACUGCUCCCAUCUCUAUGGGAGCUUCACCUUCACCUCCACGUGUGCCUUCUCCUGCCAGCCAGGGUUUGAGCUGAAAGGGUCGCAGAGCCGUGUGUGCAUGGCCAUGAGAACCUGGACUGGGGACACCCCACGAUGCAGAGCCAUCAGCUGCCCAGUGCUGGAGCCCCCGAGCCGAGGCCGCCUGAACUGCUCUCACCCUCACGGCAACUUCACGUACAACUCCACCUGCACCUUUUCCUGCGAGGAUGGAUUUGUCCAGAUGGGAGCACGGCUGCUCAGGUGUCAGGCCACGGGGAACUGGACCAGCCAUUCCCCUGUCUGCAAAGAGGAUGCUGCACCCUUCUUAAAGCAAGUCCUGGUUUACACCAGCAGCAGUGCUCUGGUGGUAGCUGGUGUUGUGCUCUCCGGGACGCUCCUUGCCUUACUCGCCAAACGGCUCAGCGACAGAGAGGAGAAGAAGAAGCUCCUGAACCCCACCAGCGACCUCGGAUCACCAGGUGUCUUCACCAACGUAGCCUACGACUCCAACUUGUGAGGUGCGUGCUGGCACGCUGCCACCUCACAGCAUGCUGGGAGACAUUCCUUGCUCGGAAGAAGCGGUGUUUGGAAAACUCAUGAGCUUGCAGGCUCCUCUGCCUGGAAGCGUGUGUGGAGAGGAGAGCCCCCAGGUGCAGGCCGAGCAGGCAGCAAGCCUCCCAAACCCUCUCCCCUCUCCUUGCAGGCGGGGGCUCCCCUGCCCCGAGCCCCCUCACACCCCACGCCGAAGCCCCAUGUGUGUGGAUGAGACCCCGGAGCUCAGCCAUGGACCCUCAGCUUGUGUGGGAAGGGGGGAGCCCCCGGCUGGGUUUUGGGGGGCAAUAAAUAAACGUGUGUGUGUGUGCGA
Molecule: messenger RNA, 3586 nt
Organism: Cygnus atratus (black swan)
Lineage: Eukaryota; Metazoa; Chordata; Aves; Anseriformes; Anatidae
Gene: SELP
Product: selectin P
Exons: 19
Coding region: 284-3238 (984 amino acids)
Biological process (GO): leukocyte tethering or rolling; heterophilic cell-cell adhesion; response to cytokine
Cellular component (GO): external side of plasma membrane; membrane
Molecular function (GO): oligosaccharide binding; sialic acid binding
Source: RefSeq, a predicted model, not a curated record